AUGAUUCAACUUGAUGAGCGUUUCAUAGAAAAUCAGUGGUCUCGCAUUGCUCAUCGAGCACGAGAAGAGGAACUCGACUGGCGGGUCAAAGAGAAUGUUGUCGACACUAUCAUCUCUUUCAUAUGGACAUGGCUACCUUCAGCGACAUUCUCUUGGCACGCUUUGGGUGAACAAGAGCAACUGACCGUAUCCGAGGCAUUUACCGCAGUCGCUCCGUUCUCACAGUCAAGCAUUUCUUAUACCAGUAACCACGCAGAAUCCCACAGCCCCGGGCCAGAUGACAACAGAUGCGAUCUCCGUCCUUUUAUAUAUCCCUCACGGUUCCCGCGGCAGUUCAAGAAAAUAGACGAAGUAGCUGCAGUCCUGCCUGAUCGCUCGAACCAAGCUGCAGUCUGCAGAUAA
Molecule: messenger RNA, 402 nt
Organism: Suillus plorans
Lineage: Eukaryota; Fungi; Basidiomycota; Agaricomycetes; Boletales; Suillaceae
Exons: 4
Coding region: 1-402 (133 amino acids)
Source: RefSeq, a predicted model, not a curated record